Molecule: messenger RNA, 2561 nt
Organism: Struthio camelus australis
Lineage: Eukaryota; Metazoa; Chordata; Aves; Struthioniformes; Struthionidae
Gene: NRG4
Product: neuregulin 4
Biological process (GO): epidermal growth factor receptor signaling pathway; positive regulation of mitotic nuclear division; positive regulation of cell population proliferation
Molecular function (GO): growth factor activity; epidermal growth factor receptor binding
Source: RefSeq, a predicted model, not a curated record
UAACAGAGACAUCUGAAAUUCUUUCAAAGAACUGACAGAGCAAAACAGUUACAUUUUCAAUUUCAGAUUAAAGUCUUCUCAAACUUGAUGCAAGAAGUAAUCUUUCAAACAGCUUCCAAGAUAAUGCAACAAACAUUUGAGCAUGCAUAGAAUUGCAUUCCUAAAUUCUAUGGGCAUAUGUUACAACCUUAUCUUAAAAUAAGACAUUGGCACUGGAAAAUGUUGGGUAGCUGCACAAAUGAUCCCUUGUAUUGCAAGUACCAGUUCAGUGUUCAGAUAGAAACAAAUUAGUAUAAGGUUUAGCAAGAAUUAAUACUAUAGAUUUUCUUUUUCCUUCCAAUGUAUCAGCAUAUUUUUCCAAUGAGGUAGAGUCCAGUUUAUUCUUUUUAGGACUUUGAUUUGUUAUACAUAUUUAAACUUCCGAUAAGAGUGAAACGCUCCAGAGAAAAACAUUUACAUAUAAAUAUAUGACGGCCUCACGAUUUACUUACCAGUCUUUUAAAACGAUUUUGAAUGUUGUCAGGAACAUUCUAAACAUUAUCUUUAACCCCAAAUCGCAAUGCUUAUCAGAACUUAAAUACAGAAUAGAAUUAUACAUACACGCACGCAUCCUCUUGGAUUGUUUUUAGGAAGUGUGUGCCCUUCUCUGUUGGAACACACACCUCCAGCUUCACUCUCCUCCCCACUUCUUUGAGUAUGUGGGCAACUUAACGUUUGGGGGAAAAAAACAAAACUAACCACACAGUAGUCCCAUAGCCGUCCCCUAAUCCUCUUAUUCUCUGCAGUCAGUUUAUAAUUUAUAUAGUUUGCCAGAUUCCCCCAAGGAGUUUUCUGCUGGAUCAAUGGUUUAAUAAUCUCAUUAAAAGGUUCAACAUUUCAAUAUAGACCAGUAGCAGCACCAGAGAGAUGGAGGGAUACGUACCUGGCAAUGGAAAGAAGGAAAGGAGAUAUGAAAUCUCCUUUUGGCAGCAGCAAAAUCCAGUUAUUUUGGCAGUUCAAGGGACCACAAACUAAUUAAAUCUGGUAAAGUCUGAAGGUCAGGUUAUAUAUCCUAUUUAUACACUACUGUAUGUAUCUCCUAUUCUCUGUUUUAAGAGCUAUUAGAUAUUAUGUAGUUUUGUGGCACGUUCUGAAAAAAGAGAAAGUAAAUUUAAAAGGACUGCUUGCUCUAAUAAAAUAGAUCUUUUAAUCAGUUUCUUGGCUGCAGCCUAUUAUUUUUAUGAUGCAAUUUAUAUAAAUUGCAUUAUGUGAAUGUUUUGCAUUCAACUAUAAAUUGCAGUACUGGCAAUUCUAGAAAAAUAUGCACAUGAUUCUGUGAGCGUAAUGGGGUGUUACCCUAGUCCAUACUUGGCCUUUGUGUGUGUUUGUCUUUUUUGCAACCUCACCCACAUUGCACUGUAUGAUCCUGCAAAUUUGAAGCUUUAGCAGUACAUUAGAAUCCAGAUCUUGGCUGCUGAAAAUAUGCCUCUGCAGGAUGAUUUGUCUGUUGCGGAGAAAACAAACAAAAACUCCUGGAUUUUAAUUCUGAAUUGAAUCAUGCUGGUUUGUGUCUUGGUGCCACAUGCUAUCUUAAUUGUGCUUGGCUGUGUACACAAAGCAAGCAAAGUUGCAUAUCUGUGAGACAGCCCAAGAGCAGAACAGCCUUUGGGUGGGGACCUUGCUGUUACAGCCUCGCAGGGAGGCAAACAAACAUCGCAGGGAACUGCCAUUUCAGAUUUUCUUGUAUGGACAGGACACAAAGAACUAGAGAAGCCAUUUAAGGCUCCAUGAAAAACAGAACGGUCUGCUUAUACAGUGCUGUUUUAGAAGAAUAGCCUCUGACACCAAGAAUAAAAGUUGUUGUCAGAAUAAUAUGCGAACAGAUCAUGAAGAACUCUGUGGCACCAGUUAUGGAUCUUUUUGUCUAAAUGGAGGGAUUUGUUAUAUGAUUCCUACUGUAUCCAGUCCAUUCUGCAGGUGUGUUGAGAAUUACACAGGAGCCCGUUGUGAAGAAGUUCUGCUACCCAGCAUUAAAUCCCAAACAAAAGGUGACCUGUUUGCAGUUUUCUUGGCUUCCAUUGUUCUUCUAGGCGUUCUUGCAGUUGGAGCAUUCUACUUCCUUUGCAGGAAAGCUUCCGUUCCACGGAGGAGUUCGUCAGAGUGCAGUGCCAACCUCGUUGAGACUACAAGCAGCAAUGGCUGCAACAAGAUAAUAAUAGAGUAAAGCAAUAAAGCAGAGGAACGAUGGGAGAACAACAUGCAGAGCAACCAUAAUUAUAUAACUGGUGUAGAGGAGGGUAUGGUAAGCAUGAUGAGAGAAGAAAGUAGACUAAAAUAGAUGGCUUACUGAUGUGCUGGAGAAGGAAGACUGCAACUAAAACAUAAAGAAAAACGGUUGCAUUUAUGAGAGUUUUUUUGAAUUUUUAAACAUAUGUUUGAAUUUUGUGAGAUUUUUCCUUGACAAGUGUAUUUUUUUUGAUUCUGUUUUUUUGAUUCCUUUUUCAACAAUGCACAGGUAGAAAUGUGAGAUAAUUUUGGUUUUUUACUGCAUGGGAAAUAUGAAAUAAUCAUUUUUUUCACUG